Amblyraja radiata (thorny skate) is the source of this 1411-nucleotide messenger RNA. It is a transcript of the gene rfc2, whose product is annotated as replication factor C (activator 1) 2. Gene Ontology annotation, molecular function: ATP binding; DNA binding; DNA clamp loader activity. Gene Ontology annotation, cellular component: DNA replication factor C complex; nucleus. The coding region runs from base 169 to 1227 and encodes 352 amino acids. The record is from RefSeq and is a predicted model, not a curated record. Lineage: Eukaryota; Metazoa; Chordata; Chondrichthyes; Rajiformes; Rajidae. The transcript is spliced from 11 exons. Gene Ontology annotation, biological process: DNA-templated DNA replication; DNA repair.
GAUCGUACAUUUGGUUGAUAUGUUUUGAAUCGUUUAACUUCAGUUCAAAUGCAAAAUCGUGUUACGCGUCCCCCCUCCCCAGCAAUCUGUUGGCACUGACAGCUGUCAGUGACGCGGGGACGGCGCCCAGCGUGCUGACGUAAGGCGCGUUGCGCGGGAACUGUCGACAUGGAGACGGCGGGCGGCGCGGACCCGGAGCCGGCAGAGUCCGAGGGGCCGAGCGGCAGUGCCGCGGGACCGAGCGCACCAGCUGCGCCCACGUACGAGCUACCCUGGGUUGAGAAGUACAGACCUUUGAAACUGAACGAAGUUGUCGGGAAUGAAGAAACAGUCAGUCGACUGGAGGUCUUCGCAAGAGAAGGAAAUGUACCAAACAUCAUUAUUGCAGGCCCUCCUGGGACUGGAAAAACAACCAGCAUCUUGUGCUUGGCUCGGGCACUUUUGGGUCCUGCAUUAAAGGAUGCUGUUCUUGAACUCAAUGCUUCAAAUGACCGAGGUAUUGAUGUGGUUAGAAACAAAAUUAAAAUGUUUGCCCAGCAGAAGGUUACGUUACCAAAAAGUCGUCACAAGAUCAUCAUCCUGGAUGAAGCAGACAGUAUGACAGAUGGAGCCCAACAAGCCCUAAGGAGGACAAUGGAGAUUUUCUCUAAAACCACACGUUUUGCACUGGCAUGCAAUGCUUCAGAUAAAAUCAUAGAACCUAUCCAGUCUCGUUGUGCUGUUCUACGUUACACAAAGCUUACUGAUGCCCAGGUCCUUACACGACUAAUGCAGGUGGUUGAGAAGGAGAAUGUCCAAUACACAGAUGAUGGACUAGAAGCUAUCAUCUUCACAGCACAAGGAGACAUGAGACAGGCUUUGAACAACUUGCAGUCAACACAUUCAGGAUUUGAGUUUGUGAACAGUGACAAUGUUUUCAAGGUGUGCGAUGAACCUCAUCCUCUCCUGGUAAAAGAAAUGAUUCAGCACUGUGUUAAUGCAAACAUUGAUGAAGCAUAUAAGGUUGUUGCUCAUCUUUGGAAAUUGGGCUAUUCACCUGAGGACAUCAUUGGCAACAUUUUCAGAGUCUGUAAAACGUUCCAGAUGCAGGAGUACCUGAAACUGGAAUUUAUAAAGGAGAUUGGAUACACUCACAUGAGGAUUGCAGAAGGAGUGAAUUCCUUGCUACAAAUGGCUGGGUUACUCGCUCGACUUUGUCAAAAGACUGCAGCUCCACCUGCAAGUUGAUCCAUGAGUCAUAAUCUCCAGGUUGCUUUUGUUUAUAAAGGCUUGUAUGUGAAAUGAAUGCAUACUGUCGUUAGAUGCACAUGAUCACUCUUCAUGUAUUUUCAGCAUUGUGUAGAUCAUCAGCUCGUAGCUUUUUCUGGAACUUUUUAAAAAAAACUUUAAUAAAUGGAACAAUCAAUACUCA